Bursaphelenchus xylophilus (pine wood nematode) is the source of this 2943-nucleotide messenger RNA. Lineage: Eukaryota; Metazoa; Nematoda; Chromadorea; Rhabditida; Aphelenchoididae. The record is from the annotation of a GenBank genome assembly.
AUGGAAUGGCUCAAAAUUUUACUGUAUAUUACAGUAGUCCACAAAAUAAACGCUGAUGUUCUCUCGGAAAAAGCCGCCUUCUUCGGCGAAGGACUCAAUUAUGAAGAGAAUCCUUGCGUCAAUUUCCCAAAAUUUGCCGCAGGCGAUUUCCCACCGAACACGACGAAAGUUUGGAAAACAAAAAUUGCGGCAGAAGUGUUGAACACAUCUAGAGAAAAUGAGGUGAGUAAGGUGCUUUACAAUCUUUGUUGGUCUUAGAAAGCUGUGUAAUUUUGUUUCCAAGCACGCUCAACCCUCGGUGGUAUAACACUUUGAGCCUACAAAACCCGUCUAUAACAAACAGUUUGGACUUCCUAAAAGCUAAUUUUAGGCCAAAAUGAACGUCCGUACAACCAGGCAUCCCUGAAAACGGAUAAAUUUUUUGAUCUAUUUUAAUUUGUUGUAUAUGUAAAGAGGUUUUGGAAAGGCUUCCGAGUGUGAGACACAGAUUUCUUACCCAAAAUCCAAGCGUCGCACUAGGAGUACUUCCCCCGUUAGCCAAAAAAUGGUGAUCCUUGUGUUAUAUUACAUUCUAAAUGCCACUUUUAUUCGACGCUUUGGCCUAGAAAAGUGCCUCUAAAAAUUUGAUAGAUAAUGUCCUAAAAGACUGUCCCUAAUAAGAUUGAAUUUUCAGCCAGCUCCCGUCAAGAAAGUUCGCGAAAUUUACAAAAAAUGCAAAUCUGACGCCUCCCUGUUGAAAACGCCUCGAAUUUUCAACUCACCGAACAAAGCCAAGAUAGCGCAGCAGCUCAAGGACUACUUGGACAAAAACGAUUUUUUUGACCACAAGGUUUUCCAUCAAAAUUACAUCCCCACUCUGGCCGACAUGUUCAACUUUGGAGCUGCGUAUUUUGGCGAACACUUGUUGCGGAAGAGGAUCUACAUUCCGAAGCCGAAUACGAGCACCGUCGAUGAGCAUGAAGUGUGCCGGAGGACGGUUCCGGAGGCACAACGAGAUGGGAUUUGCAAGAAUCUGGUCGCGGAGAUUUUUGGAGUGCCGAAUGCUCCGGAGAACUUUGGAGUCGUAUAUUUUCCGGGCAAUGUAAGGCAGUACAGUGAAAAUUAAGUUGAGCUAGUCAAAAGGGAACAUAAGGUCAGGCAGGGCUAGUAUAUUUUCCAUUCCAUUGCAGGCCGCCCACCGCAGAGCGUUGAUUCUCGAGCUCCAGAAAUUCUACGAAAGCCCCGCCGAUCCGGGGCCGUUCCCCGACUGCGAAGCCUUGAUCGUCGAGAGCUUCCCCAUGAUCUACAAAAAGAUUUUGCUCGACGCCAAAAUGCCUCAGAACGAGACAGAAGCCUUCAACGAAAAGCAUAUGAUUUACGCCACAGCCAUCGUUCAAGAGUACCGUCGAUUAAUUCACUUCGAAUUUGUUCCGGAGGAGGAGAAAAAGCGUGUGGACGACUUUCUAAAUCACCUCAAAUUUGAGCUGAUUGGUCAUCCAACCUUUCAGGACGAUGUGUUCGCCCAGUACUUUGGAAAUAUUGAUACUGAGAGCUUCUGGACCAAACGGCAUGUGAAUAGUAUUCAGCCGUUGAUCAAGUUUAAUGUGGACAAGAACAAAAUGGCUUUUUACACCAACAGCUUGACUGUAGGUGCAUUUUUUUGCGCCAAGCUCUGUGUAAAAUCUUUGUAAAACAAAACCUUUCUAUAGCGGACAAUUUUGGAAGUCGCAGAUAUCAUUUUUGGAUAAAAACCCCUUCAUACAAUAAUGUAUUUCCCAUAACAAACAAUUUUUUUCAUUUAUAUGUUCACAGGUUCACUGUUCAGUGGAGUUUCGUUUUUAGGAGCACACAGUCUUCAUGGCCCAAGACAACAACACUUAUAUUGCAUUCGGCUUCGAAGCAGUGUUGCCGCCUUAUUACCACAGCGAGUACCCGCCCUACUUUGUGUUUUCCAAUUAUAUUUUCGACUUCUUCGGAGAGUACAGUAAGCAUGGCGCCAGUAGCGAAUAGUCCGAAGUUAGAGGCUGAUUUCUAUUGCUUUUUGCACACAUAUAAGGUCGAGGCCGUACGGCAAUUAUAGAAAAUUUAAGUCGCGCUUUACGGAACCAGCCGAAGUACCAACCUGUCGGGAAAAUAGUGUGGAUUUUUUGCAGAAAAAGGUCUCGCUUCGUCACAGUCUCACAUCAAAUUUUCAAAUGCGGCAAAGUGAUGGCAAACUAAUGGUGGACGACAACGAAUCCACAUUAUUUUCCCGACAGAUUGAUGCAAGAAACUUCCAUAGUAUCAGCCUCAAAAAUUUGUCGCAGUACAAAGCCUCAUCGCAUCUGCGCACCAAAUAGCCGUGGCAAAUGAGUUAUGGGCGGCGGCGAAUUCACAUUAUUUUCCCGACAGACUAAUACAUGAAAUUUCUAUAAAAUCAGUUUGUCGGGAAAAUAUUGAGAACAGUGUCGCUGCGCUAAUCGCGUCGCUGAAGUAAAAAAAAAUCUGAUUUUAUUGCGAUACAAUUCAUUUUCUCGGCGGCGAUGUGAUUUUCGAUGCGACAGAGUGCCCAUUAUUUUCCCGACUGACUGAUAUCUUAUAAUACUUACAAUUAGCAAGUAAUUUGGCGUUUCAGUGAGUCAAGUCAUCCACUACGCGUAUGUCCACUACGUCGCAAAUUACGGUACCGGAAAACCGUUUGAUGAUGAGUUCACCCACUCCUGGUCCCACGAACAACUCUACUUCAUCAACUUGGCUCAAUUGAUUGUCCUGCAAAAGCGCCAAAAGGGCGAAGAUCCGUUCGAUGAGAACGAUAAAGCUUGGAGAAUAUUCAAAUGCACCCGCGCCUUCUCCAACGCCUUUCAUUGUCCGGCCGGAAGUAAGUAUCAUGUAACGACGGACUGCGAUGUGCUGAAGGGAAAUUACAAUUGGAGCGAGGAGCUGGAUUAUUACAAAAAGAAUGAGAGUUUAGUUGUAAAACACUGA